AUGAUCUCCCAUGGCUCUACUCUGAUUCCUUGUGAACGUUUUUGCCUUUCCGAUGAUGAUGAUGACGUCGCUCGGUGGUGGUGGUGAUGGAGGAGGUGGUGGCCGCGGUGGGAGGUUUACGACGUAUUCUUCGUCUCUUUCGGUUCCUCCAUCUGGUCCUCAUUCGCCUAGCUACUCAGGUGGUAUCAGAUCACAGUCUUCUGUGUUCUUUGAACAAGAGAAAGUUACUCGAAGAGCGUCAUAAGCUUACUCCAUUCUUUCCCGUUCUUCCACAUGCACAGCGACUACUAAACCAGGAGAUUAUGCGUGUAACCACACUGUUGGAGAAUGCCACAGUUUUGAGUCAGAGUGGGCUUGACCACCCUAGCCCUCUAGGUAAUGGAAGGAUAUUUCAGAAUGCAAGAGCUGACCUGAGCGGAUGGGCAGCCUCACAGUUUCCAUUAGAAAGAUCUGUUCCAUCGUCUCCUGAACCAAACUGGCUUAACUCACCAGGUAGUCCCUCCGGUCUGAUCGCCAAGCGAACGAUAAGGGUUGAUAUUGCAGUCGAUGAUUACCCAAAUUUCAAUUUCGUUGGUCGCCUCCUAGGUCCUAGAGGAAACUUCCUGAAGCAAGUUGAAGCAAGUACGGAUUGUCGUGUUCUUAUAAGAGGAAGAGGCAGCAUAAAAGAUCCAGUUAAGGAGGAAAUGAUGAGAGGAAAACCAGGAUUUGAGCACUUAAAUGAGCCACUUCAUAUCUUAGUUGAAGCAGAGUUACCUAUUGAGAUAGUCGAUGCACGUCUCAUGCAAGCUCGCGAGAUACUCGAUGAUCUUCUUACUCCUAUUGAGGAAACGCAUGAUUUUUACAAGAAACAACAACUGAGAGAGCCUUGGAAUGAAGUAUCUCCAAUGUCUGGUUCUGUUUCUCCUUACAAUAGCCUUGGAAUGAAGAGAGCCAAAACAAGAGAAGUGUAA
Messenger RNA from Eruca vesicaria subsp. sativa (arugula), 950 nucleotides. Lineage: Eukaryota; Viridiplantae; Streptophyta; Magnoliopsida; Brassicales; Brassicaceae. The record is from the annotation of a GenBank genome assembly.